UCUCUCUCUCUCUGAGACUACGGGGGCGUUCAACGAAUUGCUCCAUCACUGGCUGGAUCCAGGAGCCCGGCCUCUUCUCUCAUUGGACUGUGCAGCGAAGCCAAGCUGUCAGCCCAUGUGGCGUGGCCAGGCAGAAUGUGAGACAUUUAAAUCCAUCAGAGAAAACGAUUCAGAAGAAGCAGAGGCUUAGGUUAACCGCGUAGACAGUGAAACGACAGCCAUUCCUCCCUACAGUUACAGUGAGAGGAACACUGGGCAACACAGUAAUUCAGCAUGGAUGACAUAGUCAUAGCAGGGAUAUCGGGCCGUUUGCCCGAGUCCAACAACCUGGAAGAAUUCUGGGAAAACCUCUUCAAUGGUUUGGACAUGGUGACGGAGGACAACCGGCGGUGGACACCAGGUCUGUACGGUCUUCCAAAGAGGAAUGGUAAAUUGAAGGACAUCAGCCACUUUGAUGCAGCCUUUUUUGGAGUCCACCCCAAACAGGCCAACACCAUGGACCCCCAGCUCCGUCUCAUGCUGGAGAUUGCCUACGAGUCUAUCAUAGACGCAGGACUGAACCCAGCCACACUGCGCGGCAGUAAGACUGGCGUCUACAUCGGAGUCAGUGGCUCGGAGGCCGGCGAAGCAUUUAGCAAAGAUCCAGAGGAGCUCCUGGGCUACAGCAUGACUGGCUGCCAGCGUGCCAUGUUGGCCAACAGACUCUCCUACUUCUUUGACUUCAACGGCCCCAGCACUGCCAUCGACACAGCCUGCUCUUCUAGCUUGCUGGCUUUAGAAAAUGCCUUCCAGAGCAUUCGCCAGGGCCACUGUGAUGCUGCUUUGGUGGGAGGCGUCAACCUGCUGCUCAAGCCAAAUACCUCGGUGCAGUUUAUGAAACUGGGCAUGCUCAGUCCUGAGGGGACCUGCAAGUCCUUUGACUCAUCAGGAAACGGAUACUGCCGUUCCGAGGCAGCAGUGGCAGUGCUGCUGACCAAGCGGUCUGUGGCUAAAAGGGUCUAUGCCACAGUGGUCAAUGCUGGCAACAACACAGACGGAUACAAAGAGCAGGGUGUAACAUUUCCUUCAGGCGAGAUGCAGCAAAGGCUGGUUAGUUCUCUUUACCAGGAGGCAAAUAUAAGUCCAGAGGAGGUGGAAUACAUUGAAGCCCACGGCACAGGAACAAAGGUUGGCGACCCACAGGAAGUAAACGGCAUCGUCGGUGUGUUCUGUCAAUCAAAGCGAGAGCCUCUGCUCAUUGGGUCCACCAAGUCCAACAUGGGCCAUCCCGAACCUGCUUCUGGUCUGGCUGCCCUGGCUAAGGUGGUGCUUUCUAUGGAGCGAGGAGUUUGGGCUCCCAAUCUGCACUUCAACUCUCCUAACCCUGACAUUCCAGCCCUUACCGAUGGUCGGGUUCAAGUUGUUGACCGGCCUAUUCCCAUCCGAGGCGGCAUUGUAGGCAUCAACUCCUUUGGAUUUGGAGGUUCAAAUGUCCAUGUGAUCCUUCGUCCAGCUGAGAAACCAGCUCAUGCGAAUGCGCUGCCCAGGACAGUUCCAAGGCUGCUUCAGGCCUGUGGUCGUACGGAGGCCGCUGUGAAGGCCAUGCUCCAAAAGGGGAAGGAACACACCGCAGAUGACAGCUUCCUGUCUUUGCUGAAUGAGGUGUCAGGUGUUUCUACUGCCAGCAUGCCCCACAGGGGCUUUGCUUUAAUUGGCUCUCAGAGUGAUGUCAUGGAGGUGCAGCAGGUACAGGCCACUGCCAGGCCACUCUGGUACAUCUGUUCAGGUAUGGGAACACAGUGGGCGGGUAUGGGCCGCAGUCUCAUGCAGCUGCCAGACUUCCGAGAGUCCAUCUUGCGAUCAGAUACAGCGCUGAAGGACACCGGCCUGGUUGUGUCUCGGCUACUCAUGGAGGCAGAUGAUGCCACUUUUGAAGACACUGUUCAUGCUUUCGUUGGCCUCGCAGCUAUACAGAUAGCUGAGAUUGACCUCCUCACUAAGCUGGGUCUGCGUCCUGAUGGCAUUGUAGGACACUCAGUGGGAGAGCUGGCCUGUGGCUACGCUGACGGUUCCCUCAGCCAUAGUGAGGCCAUCUUGGCUGCUUACUGGAGAGGCCGCUGUAUCAAGGAGGCCAACCUUCCUCCAGGAGGCAUGGCUGCUGUCGGGUUAACCUGGGAGGAGUGUAUGGCUCAAUGUCCUAAGGGAGUGGUCCCAGCCUGCCACAAUGCUGAGGACACCGUCACCAUCUCUGGUCCUCAGGAUGCAAUCAGUACAUUUGUGUCUGAGCUAAAAGAGCAGGGAGUGUUUGCAAAGGAGGUGCGCAGCGCUGGUGUCGCUUUCCACUCCUACUACAUGGCUUCCAUUGCUCCAACCCUGCUGGCUGCCCUAAAGAAGGUGAUCAAGGAGCCACGGCAGCGUUCCCCCCGCUGGGUAAGCACCAGCAUCCCUGAAUCUGAGUGGGACUCUCCUCUGGCUCUGUACAGCUCGGCUGACUACCACGUCAACAACCUGGUGAGCCCUGUGCUGUUCCACGAGGGCCUCAGUCUGGUGCCUGAAAACGCUGUGGUGGUGGAGAUAGCGCCUCACGCUCUGCUGCAGGCCAUCCUGAAGCGCAGUUUGAAGUCCACGUGUUCCAUCCUCCCUUUGAUGAAGAGAGGCCACACCGACAACCUUGAGUUCUUUCUCACAAACAUUGGCAAAAUCUACAUGAGCGGCAUCAACGUGGAUGCUAACAGCCUCUGCCCAGCGGUGGAGUACCCUGUGCCUGUUGGUACCCCUCUCAUCUCCCCUUUGGUACAAUGGGACCAUGCCCAGACCUGGGAUGUCCCCAAGGUAGAGGAUUUUUCCUAUGGCUCAGGAGGAUCUAAUUCUACAUUUGUCUAUAAUAUCGACAUAAACCCAGAGUCUACAGACUACUACCUAAUUGGACACUGCAUUGAUGGGCGUGUCCUAUACCCAGCAACUGGUUACUUGGUGCUGGCCUGGCGUACCUUGGUGAGAAGUCUGGGGGUUGUAAUGGAAAGCACACCUGUAAUCUUUGAAGACGUUACAAUCCACAGGGCCACCAUCCUGCCAAAAACUGGCUCUGUCCAGUUAAAGGUACAUCUCAUGCCUGCCACCAACAAGUUUGAGGUUUCAGAGAAUGGAAACCUGGCAGUCAGUGGUAAGGUGAGCAUUCUGGAGGAUGCAGCCCUAGACUCAUUCCGUAGUCAGAUGAAUCAGAAAGCUGCCAACAACGAGGGUGACCCCAAAAUGAAACUCACAGCACAUGAUAUCUACAAAGAGCUACGACUGCGCGGCUAUGACUAUGGCAAGACCUUCCAAGGCAUCUUGGAGUCCAAUAAUGCAGGAAAUAGUGGGAAACUGGAGUGGACAGGGAACUGGGUGACCUUUCUGGACACCAUGCUGCAGAUGAUUGUGGCCGGGCUUUCGGGUCGUAGUCUGCGUUUGCCCACUAGGAUCCGCUCAGUGUGUGUUGAUCCAACUAUCCAUCUGGAGAAGGUGUGCAACUACACUGAUGGGAAGCAAGCGAUGGAUGUCCACGUAAAUCACUGCCUAGACCACAUUGUUGCUGGCGGAGUCCAGAUCUGCGGUCUGCACGCCACUGUGGCCCCCCGUCGACAGCAGCAGCAGAGUCCCCCCACCCUAGAGGAGUUUGUGUUUGUUCCCUAUGUGGACACAGAGUGCCUGGCAUCCAAUGUGAAACUUGCUCAACAGCUGAGGCUCUGUAAAGGUUUAAUCUGUAGACUGCAACAAAAGUUGGCCCCCCAUGGUGUCAAGCUCUCCAUCCCCGGCUUACAAGGGGAGUCAGACGGCCCUCUUCCCAGCCCAGAGCCCUCUGAGCCCUCCCUGGUGCGGCUGCUGGCCCUGCUCUGCAGCCUGGAGCUUAACGGGAACCUUCGAUCUGAACUAGAACAGACUGUGGAGAAGGAGAGGGCAUGUCUGCUGCAGGACGGGCUGCUGCAGGGCCUGCUAGACAACCAUGCCCUCAGACACUGCCUGGACACCACCCUAGAAAACAUCAUGCCCGGCAAGAUUAAAGUCCUGGAGGCUCUCUCCAAUGAUGGUCAGCUCUUUUCUCGUGUGGUAGCGCUCCUUAACAUCCAGCCCCUGCUGCGUGUGGACUAUACUGCCACAGCGACCAACCUAGACCUUCUGACCCCCCACCAGGCCACCCUGGAGGAGCUGGCAGUCGCCUCGGCUCAGUGGGACCCCUUGAUGAGCCCGGCUCCUGGAAGUAUACUAGGAGGGGCAGACCUUGUGGUGUGUAACCAUGCCUGGGGCCCUCUAAUGACGGAUCCCGGACUUCUUUUGGCAAAUUUGGCUUCCGGAGCCAAACAAGGGGGGUUUGUUCUCCUCCACACACUGCUGAAGGGAGAGACUCUGGGGGAAACAGUUGCCUUCCUUUCCAGCACUGCUCAGAGCACCUGCCAGCAAGGACUGCUCACACAGGCUGAGUGGGAGAAGGUGAUCUCUGAGGCAUCCCUCAGUCUGGUGACUGUAAGGAAGUCUUUUUACGGCUCAGCCCUUUUUCUGUGCCGCCGUCGUUCUCCAGGCAAACGGCCCAUUUUCCUACCUGUGGACAGCACCAACUACGAGUGGGUGGAAACUCUCAAGGCAACGAUGUUAGAGUCAUCGGACUCUCCAGUAUGGUUGACUGCGUCUCAUGCCCACUGUGGCAUUGUGGGAAUGGUCAACUGUCUACGCCAGGAGCCAGGUGGCAACCGAAUACGCUGUGCGUUUGUGUCCAAUCUAAACGAGUCUUCAGCAACACCGAGCCUUCAGUCGGUGCUGGAAGGGGAUCUGGUUAUGAACGUGUUCAGAGACGGACACUGGGGUGUCUUCAGGCACCAGCUCAUCACUCAGGAUCUAAAUGAAGAAUUGACCGAGCAGGCCUACGUUAAUGUGCUGACUCGAGGUGACCUCUCUUCUCUGCGCUGGAUUGCCUCCCCACUCCGCCACUUUGUGACCAGCAACCCAAACGUGCAACUGUGUCGCGUCUACUACAGUUCACUCAACUUCAGAGAUAUAAUGCUGGCCACUGGAAAAUUGCCACCAGAUGCUAUUCCAGGUGACCUAGCUCUUCAGCAGUGCAUGUUGGGUAUGGAAUUUUCUGGUCGUGACAGCAUUGGUCAGCGUGUGAUGGGGCUGCUGCCUGCCAGAGGCCUGGCAACAAGUGUCGAUGCUGACAAGCGGUUCCUCUGGGAUGUUCCCUCAAGCUGGACACUGGAGCAGGCAGCAUCAGUGCCAGUGGUCUACGCCACAGCCUACUACUCCCUGGUGGUGCGCGGCAGGCUCCGACCCGGAGAGACUGUUCUCAUCCACUCUGGGUCAGGGGGCGUCGGCCAGGCUGCCAUCGCCAUAGCACUCAGCAAGAAAUGUAAAGUCUUCACUACAGUUGGCUCAAAGGAGAAGCGGGCCUACCUGCAGGAGAGGUUCCCUCAGCUCUCAGCAGAGUCCUUUGCUAACUCCAGAGACACCUCUUUUGAACAGCACAUCCUGCUCCACACACAGGGCAAAGGUGUGGAUGUGGUGUUGAAUUCUCUGGCUGAGGAAAAACUGCAGGCUAGUAUUCGCUGCCUAGCCAGACAUGGACGAUUCCUGGAGAUUGGCAAAUAUGACCUGUCCAACAACUCUCCACUGGGCAUGGCUCUGUUCCUGAAGAAUGUGGCAUUCCAUGGCAUUCUGCUGGAUGCUCUCUUCGAAGAGGGUAACCAGGAGUGGGAGGAAGUGUCCAAGCUGCUGAAGGAAGGCAUUAUUGGAGGUGUAGUUCAGCCUCUAAAGACCACAGUGUUUGAGAGGGACCAAGUGGAAGAAGCAUUCAGAUACAUGGCUCAGGGCAAGCACAUUGGCAAGGUCCUCCUGCAGGUCCGUUGUGAAGAGAUGGGUUCGGCAGUUCAAACUGCUUCCCCUUUGUCUUUUCCAGCUAUCUGUCGCACCUUCUGUCUCCCCUCCCACUCGUACAUUAUCACUGGUGGACUGGGGGGCUUCGGUCUAGAGCUUGCACAGUGGCUGACGGAGAGAGGUGCCAGCAAACUGGUGCUGACCUCCAGAUCAGGCAUUAGGAACGGUUACCAAGCAAAGCGAGUGCGUGAAUGGCAGAGUCGUGAUGUGGAGGUGCUGGUGUCGACCAAUGAUGUCAGCACACUCAAGGGAACAGAGAAACUCCUUGCCGAAGCCUGCGCACUGGGCCCAGUGGGGGGUGUCUUCCACCUGGCCAUGGUGUUGAAAGAUGGCAUGUUGGAAAAUCUGACUCCUCAGCUCUUCCUUGAUGUUAACAAACCUAAAUAUGAUGGAACCAUCAACCUGGACAAAGUGACAAGAAAGUUGUGUCCAGACCUCAGGCAUUUCGUGGCCUUCUCCUCGGUCAGCUGCGGCCGUGGCAACGCUGGCCAAAGCAACUAUGGUUACGCCAACUCAGCCAUGGAGCGUGUGUGUGAAAAGCGCCGCUACGAUGGCUUACCUGGACUGGCGGUCCAGUGGGGUGCCAUUGGCGAUGUGGGCGUGGUGCUUGAGACCAUGGGUGGCAAUGACGCGGUGAUCGGUGGCACCCUACCACAGCGCAUCACAUCCUGCCUGGAGGUGCUCGACCUCUUCCUAUGCCAGCAGCAACCAGUGAUGUCUAGCUUUGUACUGGCAGAGAGGACGGUAGUAAAGAGCGAGACAGGAAGCCAGAGAGACUUGGUGGACGCUGUAGCUCACAUUCUUGGUGUGCGGGAUUUGAACAGCGUGAACCCUGAUGCCUCCUUGGCUGACCUGGGCCUGGACUCCUUGAUGGGUGUCGAGGUUCGCCAAACUCUGGAGCGCGACUACGACAUCGUCAUGAGCAUGAGGGAGAUUCGCCAGAUCACCAUUAACAAGCUGCGAGAGAUGGCCAACAGCAAGCCAGGCGGAUCAAAUGAAUCUCACCAGGCUACGGCUAAGAGAGAUGGCGUUCACUCUCUGUUGGAAUCUGAUCUGACCCAGAUAUUAGUCAACCCCAACAGCCCCACUGUGACGCCACUCAACAAGGUUCAGAACCAGGAGAGGCCAUUGUUUCUGGUUCAUCCCAUUGAGGGCUCCAUUACAGCCUUUAAGACGCUCGCUUUCAAGCUUAGCAUGCCUUGCUAUGGCCUGCAGUGCACCAAAGCUGCUCCUCUGGACAGCAUCCAGUCCCUGGCAGCCUACUAUGUGAACUGCAUCAGACAGGUUCAGCCAGACGGGCCUUAUCGAAUCGCCGGCUACUCCUUUGGUGCCUGUGUGGCAUUCGAAAUGUGCUCCCAGCUUCAGACCCAGAAUCGCCCUGUGGAGUACCUCUUUCUGUUUGAUGGAUCGCACUCCUAUGUGGCAGCAUACACGCAGAGCUACAGAGCCAAGUUGACACCAGGCAAAGAGUCUGAGGCUGAAACUGAAGCCCUGUGUGCCUUCAUCCAGCAGUUUACUGGCAUUGCGUACAACAAGCUUCUGGAGACUCUUCUCCCACUGUCAGACCUGGAGGCCCGGGUCAACACCGCGGUGGACCUGAUCACCUCCAGCCACAAGAACAUCAGCCGAGACCUGCUGCACUUCGCGGCCACCACCUUCUACUACAAGCUGAAGGCUGCUGACGGCUACGUGCCCGGGACAAAAUACCACGGCAAUGUGACGCUACUGCGCGCCAAAACCAGCAGUGAAUACGAACAAAACUUGGGAGCUGACUACAAGCUCAGCGAGGUAUGUGAUGGCAAGGUGUCGGUCCACAUCAUUGAGGGAGACCACCGCACCUUCCUGGAAGGAGAGGGGGUCGAGAGCAUCAGCAGCAUCAUCCACAGCUCACUGGCUGAGCCACGGGUUACAGCGAGGGAGGGCUAGACACGCCCAACCCAACUCCACCUUCACACUAAUUCCACAACAUUCCCCAAGUGGGUCUCUUUCUCCAAUUAGUUCAUGAUGUGUAAGUUUAACUUUGUUAGAUCCAGUGAGACUAAUAUCCAGCAUGUUUACGUUCUGUGCCAUUUGGCUUCUAAAAUCCUUAAUGCACCUUACUACUCCCCUUCAAAUCGUAUUGGUCAAUUCAAGCAAGGGACACGCUUUCUAACCUAUCAGAGCUCUUAGCUGGCAUCUUCUGAUUUGG
Etheostoma cragini (Arkansas darter) is the source of this 8071-nucleotide messenger RNA. It is a transcript of the gene fasn, whose product is annotated as fatty acid synthase. The transcript has 42 exons. Gene Ontology annotation, cellular component: cytoplasm. The record is from RefSeq and is a predicted model, not a curated record. Gene Ontology annotation, molecular function: fatty acid synthase activity; 3-oxoacyl-[acyl-carrier-protein] synthase activity; phosphopantetheine binding. The coding region runs from base 274 to 7809 and encodes 2511 amino acids. Gene Ontology annotation, biological process: fatty acid biosynthetic process. Lineage: Eukaryota; Metazoa; Chordata; Actinopteri; Perciformes; Percidae.